AUGACAUCAUCCCCUUCUUACACGCCACCUCUUAAAAGAAGAAAAUUCAACUCAAGUGAUGCCGUUGCUACAUCUAUUGCUGAAGCAAUCAAAGCCAACAAGACGCCAACCAACUUAGAUUUGUCUUUCAGUGGUAUUAGUAAUGCUGGUGUUACAUCCAUUGCUGAGGCAAUAAAAGUCAACAACAAGCUAACCCAUUUGGAUUUGUCAAACAGUGAUAUUAGUGAUGCCGGUGCUACAUCUGUUGCUGAGGCAAUCAAAGUCAACAACACGCUAACCAAUUUGGAUUUGUCUGAGAACCGUAUUAGUGAUGCGGGUGCUACAUCUAUUGCCGAAGCAAUCAAAGUCAACAAGACGCUAACCAAUUUGAAUUUGUCUGAGAAUCGCAUUAGUGAUGCCGGUGUUUUAUCUAUUGCUAGAGCAAUUAAAGUCAACAAGGCGCUAACCAAUUUGAAUUUGUCUCGCAAUAAUUUUAAUUUCGCCGGCGGUCUAUAUAUUGCUAGGGCAAUCCAGCAAAACUUCACGCUAACCCAUUUGGAUUUGUCUCACAAUUAUGUCGGUGAGGAUGAAGCUACAUCUAUUGCUGAGGCAAUCAAAAUCAACAACAUGCUUAGCAAUUUGAAUAUGGUUGGCAAUGGUAUUAGUAACGCCGGUGGUACAUCUAUUGCUGACAAACUCAAAGUCAACAAUACACUAACCAAGUUGGAUUUAUCUGAGAAUUUUAUUACUGGUGCCGGUGCUGCAUCUAUUGCUGAGGCAAUCAAAGUCAACAAGGGGCUAACCCAUUUGGAUUUGUCCCAGAAUCGUAUUGGUGAUGCCGGUGCUACAUCUAUUGCUGAGGCAAUCAAAGUCAACAACACGCUAACCAAUUUGAAUUUGUCUAUGAAUUGUUGUGGUGACGCCAGUGCUACAUCUAUUGCUGAGGCAAUCAAAGUCAACAAGGCGCUAACCAAUUUGAAUUUGUCUCGCACUAAGUGUGGUGACGUCGGUGCUACAUUUAUUGCUGAGGCAAUCAAAGACAACAAGACGCUAACCAAUUUGAAUUUGUCUCACAAUAAUUUUGGUGACGCAGGUGGUAAAUCUAUUGCUAAGGCAAUCAAAGACAACAAUACGCUAACCCAUUUGGAUUUGUCUUACACUUUCCAUAAUAAUGCCAUUGCUACAUCUAUUGCUGAGGCAAUCAAAGUCAAUAACACGCUAACCCAUUUGGAUUUGUCUUACAAUUUCCAUAAUAAUGCUAUUGCUACAUUUAUUGCUAACGCAAUCAAAGUCAACAAAAUGCUUAGCAAUUUGAAUUUGGUUGGCAAUGGUAUUAGUAACGCCGGUGGUACAUCUAUUGCGGAGGCAAUGAAAGUCAACAACGCGCUAACCAAUUUGAAUUUGUCUGAAAAUCUUAUUAGUCAUGCCGGUGCUACAUCAUUUGCUGAGGCAAUCAAAGUCAACAAGACGCUAACCAAUUUGAAUUUGUCUGCGAAUCGUAUUAGUGAUACCGGUGGUAUAUCUAUUGCUGAGGCAAUCAAAGAAAACUACACGCUAACCCAUUUCGAUUUGUCUCGCAAUCCUGUUUAUAAUGCUGUUGCUACACUUAUUGCUAAGGCAAUCAAAGUCAACAAAAUGCUAAGCAAUUUGAAUUUGGUCGGCAAUGGUAUUAGUAACGCCGGUGGUACAUCUGUUGCUGAUGCAAGCAAAGUCAACAACGCUGUAACCCAUUUGGAUUUGCCAAAGAGUGAUAUAAGUGAUGCCGGUGCUACAUAUAUUGCUGAGAAACUCAAAGUCAACAGCACCCUAACCCAUUUGGAUUUGUCUGAGAAUCGUAUUAGUGAUGCCGGUGCUACAUCUAUUGCUGAGGCAAUCAAAGUCAACAAGACGCUAACUCAUUUGUACUUGCUAGAGAGUGAUAUUAGUGAUGCCGGUGCUACAUAUAUUGCAGAGAAACUCAAAGUCAACAACACCCUAACCCAUUUGAAUUUGUCUGAGAAUCGUAUUAGUGAUACCGGUGCUACAUCUAUUGCUGAGGCAAUCAAAGCCAACAACACGCUAACCAAUUUGAAUUUGGUUGGCAAUGAUAUUAGUCGAGCCGGUGCUAAAUCUAUUGCUGAGGCAAUCAAAGUCAACAACACGCUAACCAAAUUGGAUUUAUCUGACAAUCGUAUCAGUGAUGCCGGUGCUACAUCUAUUGCUGAAGCAGUCGAAGUCAACUACACGCUAACCAAUUUGAAAUUGUUUCUCAAUGGUAUAAGUGAAGCCGGUGCUACAUAUAUUGCUUAUGCAAUCAGAGUCAAUAAAACUCUAACCAAGUUGGAUUUGUCUGAGAAUCGUAUUAGUGAUGUCGGUGCUACAUCCAUUGCUGAGGCAAUCAAAGGCAACAAGACUCUAACCACGUUGGAUUUGUCUGAGAAUGAUAUUGGCGAUGACGGUGCUAUAUCUAUUAUUAGGGCACUCAGUUUCAACAGGCUAAUCCAUUUGAAGUUGUCAGACAAUCCUAUUAGUCCUGGUUUGAGGAUGUGUAUAUCUGACGCAGAAGGUUGUUAACAAAGAUGUACAAAGCUGCGAAUGACUUGAACGGAUUCUGAAGUAAUAAUUGAACUUAUUGUACGUUUCCUUUUCUACUUUUCAUUGUAAGAAGCUUUUUUAUCUUUUCCUUUUUGUGAACGCAUGGAACAGUUUUUGAGGAGUUGUUUGUAAAUUGUUCUUAGUGGCACUUCAAUUAGAUAGCAUUCAAGUUAUAAUAGCUAUCUUGAUGAUGUUUUCUUCAUUUAAGGUGAUGCUUCUGAUCCCGAAGUAUUUACCUUAGAAGAGAAGAAGAAGUGUAACACGCCGUUGUUUUUAGAGAUUUUUUAUUAAAGGAACAUUAUUGAUAUGUAUCAUC
Messenger RNA from Pocillopora damicornis (cauliflower coral), 2869 nucleotides. RefSeq lists its product as uncharacterized. Lineage: Eukaryota; Metazoa; Cnidaria; Anthozoa; Scleractinia; Pocilloporidae. Gene Ontology annotation, biological process: nucleocytoplasmic transport; activation of GTPase activity. Gene Ontology annotation, cellular component: nucleus; perinuclear region of cytoplasm; cytosol. Gene Ontology annotation, molecular function: GTPase activator activity; small GTPase binding. The record is from RefSeq and is a predicted model, not a curated record.